AUGUUGAGCAAUACGAACUACACCGUCUGGGCUAUGCGGAUGGAGGCUACGCUUCGGGUACACAAAGUCUGGGAAACCAUCAAUCCCGGUUCUGCUGAUGAAGGAAAGAAUGAUCUAACUCGAGCCCUUCUGUUCCAAUCCAUACCCGAGGCGCUGAUACUCCAAGUUGGUAAACAGGAGACUGCAAAAGCUGUGUGGGAUGCAAUCAAAGCAAGAAACCUUGGUGCUGAGCGAGUAAGAGAAACAAGGUUACAAACCCUCAUGGCUGAGUUUGAUAGGCUGAAUAUGAAAGAAAGUGACACAAUCGACGACUUUGUUGGGAGGAUCUCUGAAAUUUCAACAAAAUCAGCAUUGUUGGGUGAAGAAAUUGAAGAAUCAAAGAUAGUGAAGAAGUUUCUCAAGAGCUUACCUCGCAAGAAAUACAUCCAUAUCAUCGCAUCUCUUGAGCAAAUUCUAGACCUUAAGACAGCAAGCUUUAAAGACAUAGUAGGAAGAAUAAAAACCUAUGAAGAAAGAGUUUACGAUGAAGAAGACUCACAUGAAGAUCAGAGCAAGCUCAUGUGUGACAAGCAAGGGCACUAUGCAUCUGAAUGUCCAGAUCGGCUACUUAAGUUGAUUAAGCUUCAAGAAACACAAUACAAUGCAGGAGAAGACACUCAAGAAGCCGAAUCUCUCAUGAUGCAUGAGAUAGUGUACCUUAACGAGAAGAAUGUGAAGCCGACUGAGCUGGAAAACUGUUCAGACAAAGACUGGUAUUUGGACAAUGGUGCUAGUAACCAUAUGACAGGAAAUCGAGCUUGGUUUUACAAGCUUAAUGAGUCAAUCAGAGGAAAGGUUAAAUUUGGCGAUGAUUCUCAAGUUGACAUCAAAGGAAAGGGUUCUAUCUCGUUCAUAACCAAAGGAGGAGAAAAGAAAUUACUAGCAGAUGUCUAUUACAUACCAGAUCUAAGAAGCAAUAUCAUAAGCUUAGGACAAGCUACUGAGUCAGGGUGUGAUGUUAGGAUGAGAGAAGAUCAUCUAACUCUUCAUGAUCUCGAAGGAAAUUUACUAGUAAAGGCAAAACGAUCAACAAACAGGUUGUACUAG
Molecule: messenger RNA, 1086 nt
Organism: Camelina sativa (false flax)
Lineage: Eukaryota; Viridiplantae; Streptophyta; Magnoliopsida; Brassicales; Brassicaceae
Source: RefSeq, a predicted model, not a curated record